AUGCUUUUUAUAAAAAGUUUUAGUAAUGGCAAAAUACACAGUACUUAUACCACCAUCGUCACCACAUCACACACUAACCAUCAAAGGCAUGUCGAGCAGAUACCAAUGUGGUGCAAAAAAUGUAGUCUAUUAACAGCCAUUAAGGAUGCUUUUAUGAUGAAAAUGAACGCGUUCAUUCAAUCGUCGUCGUCGUCGUCGUCCGCCCCAAUGCCGAGCGGACAACGUCUCUCGUCGGCAUCUCCGUGGACAGAUUUCAUGAUGCCGCAGCCCGCUCCGCCACAGUCGUAUUGGUGGUCGUCGCCUACCCCGUCGUUUUGGCGGUCACCUCCGUCGUCAUCGUCGAACUGGUGGUGGUGGCGUUAACGAACAAAUCGUCGGAAAAAAAUGAUACCGAAAAACGAUUUAACCCUUACACAAGCCACGUACCGAAAACACAUUAUAUUACGUAUACCUAAUACAUUAUAAUUAGUACUUAUUUAUAUCAACACAUGCCACACUACUUUAUAAUAUUAUAUUAUGUAUAAAGACGAUUGCGUUCUGUAUACAAAUAUUGUAGUACGCGAUUUCAGUACACUGCAAAUUGCAAUAUUAUGGUACGAUUCAUAUAUAAUAAUAAUAUUAUUGUAUUUUUAAAAAGUCUAUUAACAUUUAUGUAAUAUUUUUUUAUUA
Messenger RNA from Aphis gossypii (cotton aphid), 669 nucleotides. RefSeq lists its product as uncharacterized. The transcript is spliced from 4 exons. The record is from RefSeq and is a predicted model, not a curated record. NCBI's taxonomy places the organism in Eukaryota, Metazoa, Arthropoda, Insecta, Hemiptera, Aphididae. The coding region runs from base 1 to 363 and encodes 120 amino acids.